AUGCAAACCAGGGCCCAGCUAGGUUCCACCACCGACUUCAAUGCCUCAUCGAUACUGGCGCGCCAGCAGCAGUACCAGAUCCAAGUGAUCGCAUCGACUUUCUCGAGUGUCAGCAUCCUGGCAGCAGUAUGCGCCAUCUACUGGUUUUGCAUGAUGAAGCGCAACUUUCGAAGGGAUCUGGUACUACUCCUGAUCUGCGGUGACCUGUGGAAGUCAUUCUGGUUCUUGGUCUUCUCCGCGAGGACGCUCUCCGCUGGGCACAUUGCGACCAAGUCGAGUUUCUGUCAAGCGAGUGGAUACUUUCUGCAAGUCGGUCUGGAGGCUUGCGAUGUAGCGAUCUUCCUCAUGAGCCUGCACAUGCUACUGCAGAUCUUUCCGCCGAAAGAUUCCUUCCUGGGACACGAUGGCCUAUACCGACUCCGCCAUGCAGUCAUGGCCACCUGGUUUGUGCUUCCGAAUAUCAUGAGCUCGCUGGCAUUCGUCAACUCUGGCUCGGCGUUCAUAUCGCAAGGUGGCUUUUGCUCUCUCCCGAUCCGCCCCUUCUGGUAUCGUUUGGCAUUGUCUUGGAUACCGCGGUACCUAAUUUGGAUCUUCGUCAUGGCAGUGGCAAUCCGCAUCUACAUGCACGUCGGGUACGAGUUCAAGGUCUUUGGCGAAGAAAGAGACCGCAGCUCAAGCCUUGCUGGGGCAGACUCAAGUAAUCCCAAUGCGCAGUCCGCAGUAUCAGGACCAACAACGGCGUCCAUGAGGCACACGGAAUCGUCAAGCUCGGAUGGCGCCGCGGCAGAGAAACAAGCCGGCCAGGACGAUGCCAUCGCCCCCGAAGACUCUGGUGUACCGCCAAUGCCAGCGGCAUAUCUAGCCUUGCCUGGGUCAUCGAAGCAAAGUAUAUGGAAACCCGCCAGAAGACAAUCGACACCGAAUUGGUCGACACCGUUUACGGGUGCUGGGCUGGAGACGGACGCCUUUGGUGGACCGACCUUCCCCACGAGCAAAAGCAACCCUGCUUCACGAAGAGGCAGCAGACAAAUCGAGUCUGGCAUCACGGCCGAAGAUUUCGCGCCACCACGUCCACUACCCCUUACCAUGGACCGACCUCGAGGAUCAGUAUCGACGGUCGGCUCUAUGAAAUCGUCAGGAGAUCAUUCCUACGAGCAGUCGCCGGCUUUGGCGCCCAUUGCAGAGCAGAAGUCGGCAGCUUCUACCGACAGUACCCCAAACAACAUGGCAUCGCGAGCCAUGAAACAACGAAGAAAAGCGAUACAGCGGCAACUUCGUCUCCUCUUCAUUUACCCCGUGGUCUAUCUUAUCCUAUGGAUUAUACCUUUCGUCUCUCACGCCUUGAACUACAGCAGCCACUUCGCACAACAUCCAAUCUUCACCAUCAGCGCCCUCAACAUCUUCUACCAAACGAUCAUGGGAUGCUGUGAUGUCCUCAUCUUCUCGUGGCGAGAGAAGCCUUGGCGACACAUUCCCGGCAGCGAUGGGACGUUCCUGGGCAGCUUCAAGUUCUGGAGCGUCAUUUUCAACAAGAAUUGGCGAGAUCAAAGACGGAAAAGCAGCGCUUUUGGUGGCGACCUCACCGGAGACGAGAAGCGCAACAGCUCUCAGUCAGGACUAUUGAACUCUCUGAAGAGAUUCAGCCUGAGCGUGACUGGCAAGGGCAAUUCGCCGCGAAGAUCAGAGAUCUCCCUGAAGACUCCCUCCGCCCCUGGAGCAGCCCCUGGGCCUACAACACCUUCGCGAGUCCGCGCCGCACCAGCGAUGCAUCGUCGUACACACAGCGGUGGCAGCGAUCGUCGAAUUUUAGCGGCUGAAAGAGCACAGGAGCGUUUGGAGAUGGAGCGGCGGGAUUAUCAUCAACAUAGAGGCAGUCUGAACGAGAGGAGGACGAAUGUCAUGAGCCAGCAGGAACAGCCGCCGCCACCUGCUCAAACUCCGAGAAAGGAGUGGUGGGACAGGCAUAUGAGUGUCGGUGGGGAUGAUGAUUUGCACGAAGAUGAUGACGGGCGUGAAUGA
Molecule: messenger RNA, 2019 nt
Organism: Zasmidium cellare ATCC 36951
Lineage: Eukaryota; Fungi; Ascomycota; Dothideomycetes; Mycosphaerellales; Mycosphaerellaceae
Exons: 1
Coding region: 1-2019 (672 amino acids)
Biological process (GO): adenylate cyclase-activating G protein-coupled receptor signaling pathway
Cellular component (GO): plasma membrane
Molecular function (GO): G protein-coupled receptor activity
Source: RefSeq, a predicted model, not a curated record